This is a messenger RNA of Sarcophilus harrisii (Tasmanian devil), 2008 nucleotides long. RefSeq names its product heterogeneous nuclear ribonucleoprotein A/B (gene HNRNPAB). Gene Ontology annotation, molecular function: RNA binding. NCBI's taxonomy places the organism in Eukaryota, Metazoa, Chordata, Mammalia, Dasyuromorphia, Dasyuridae. Bases 32 to 973 code for a protein of 313 amino acids. Gene Ontology annotation, biological process: regulation of gene expression. The transcript is spliced from 6 exons. Gene Ontology annotation, cellular component: nucleoplasm. The record is from RefSeq and is a predicted model, not a curated record.
GCCUUUCCCCGCCGCCGCUGCCGGGGCCACCAUGUCUGAAGCGGCGGAGGAGCAGCAGCUGAUGGAAACGGCCGCUACUGAGAACGGCCAUGAAGCCGCCCCUGAUGGGGAACCUCCAAGCGAGGCCUCGAGCGGGACCGGGACUGGAACCGGAACCGGGAGCGGGAGCGGGAGCGGGUCCGGAGCGGCGGCUCCGGUAGCGGCGCCUCCUGCGGCCCCAGCCGGGAGCCAGAAUGGGGCCGAGGGAGACCAGAUCAACGCCAGCAAGAACGAGGAGGAUGCAGGGAAAAUGUUUGUAGGUGGCCUCAGUUGGGACACAAGCAAAAAGGACUUGAAAGACUAUUUCACCAAGUUUGGUGAAGUGGUUGAUUGCACGAUAAAGAUGGAUCCUAACACAGGAAGAUCAAGAGGUUUUGGUUUUAUCCUCUUCAAAGAAUCUGCAAGUGUUGAUAAGGUUUUGGAUCAGAAAGAACACAGAUUAGAUGGACGGGUAAUUGAUCCCAAAAAGGCUAUGGCCAUGAAGAAAGAUCCUGUGAAGAAGAUCUUUGUUGGAGGACUUAAUCCAGAAGCUACAGAAGAUAAAAUUCGGGAAUACUUUGGAGACUUUGGAGAGAUUGAAUCUAUUGAACUUCCAAUGGAUCCAAAGACAAACAAAAGAAGAGGAUUUGUAUUCAUCACCUUUAAAGAAGAAGACCCUGUUAAGAAGAUUUUAGAAAAGAAAUUUCAUAAUGUUGGCGGAAGUAAAUGUGAGAUCAAGGUGGCCCAGCCUAAAGAAGUGUACCAGCAGCAGCAAUACAGCUCUGGGGGCAGCCGAGGAGGCCGGAGCCGAGGGAAUCGAGGAUCAGGAGGUGGCGGAGGAGGCAGUGGGAGUGGUGGCAGCGGAGGCAGUGGAGGGGGAGGUCAGGGCAGUACAAAUUAUGGAAAGACUCCAAGGCGUGGUGGUGGUCAUCAGAAUAACUAUAAGCCAUAUUGAGGCAGUCCUGUGCGGUAUGCAGCGGCAUGCUCAGUGUUCAGAGGGACUGCACACGUUUUAUACGGAAAUGCUCUAGGUGGACAUUAAAAUUAUGUACCAAAUUUAACUUUGCAAACUUUCUAUGGCCUGUUCAAUGUGCAUCUUAUUUAAAAUUCCCCCUUGGAAAAUGUCUUUCAUGUUGAAUAUUUACAGAUCUCUAGUUGUCUUAGACAGUGUGUGGUGUGUAAAUGCCAGUCUUAAGCAAGAUAUUAAUGAAUGAAUUUAUUAAUAGGUUAAACAGCAAUGAUUUUGAGGGUCUGCUUAAAGCCCAGCUCAGCCUCUUGGCUUGAGCAUGGCCUGCAAUGCUCUGGUUGUACAGAUGAAAAAUGCCUCCUUUUUUUCACCUUUUUAUUUUAUAUUGUUUGUGUCAUACAUUUCCGGCAAUGGAAGUGUUAAUUUUACUGUACUUUUUGGUACCUUUUGGGAAUCUAAUGUAUUGUAAGGUAUUUUACAUGUGUCCUGAUUACCAUGACAUGGAUAUUGAAGCUAUCCUAGCUUUUGAAAUAAAAAAUUAACAAAAAACACACCCCAAACCAGCUAGUGUGCCAUUUCUUAAUCUUCCAGUUAUUGAAAGAAUAUAGAUAGAUCUCCCUGACAUCUGACCACACCCCUGCCUGCUCAUCCUGGGGGCAUUUGGGAAGCUAUUUCAGGGACUAGGAUAGCCACUAUAGCCAACUGUCCUUAAGGCUUAAGGCUUAAAAGAGUUAGUGGUAGAAUAAAAGGUUAAAAGGCAUUUUAUAGUAGUUAUUGAAGCAAAUUUGGACAGGCAUUUUCAAGACAUUCCAUUGAAUUCCAUAGGCUUAUAGUAAGAUCCAGACCAGAGCACAGUUGAGUCAUUUACCUUAAGGCAGGCAAAUGCAUUGUUAUAUUUAGGAAUUAAUCUUCCCUCUCUCAUUUUUACUGACCUUAAUAUGGAACAUUUGCUAACCACUUUGAUGAUCCAGAGUCUGCCUUUAAUAACAGCAGUGGUUAAGUUAAAAAAAAAAAAAAACUGUA